This is a messenger RNA of Alternaria arborescens, 249 nucleotides long. RefSeq lists its product as hypothetical. The record is from RefSeq and is a predicted model, not a curated record. Lineage: Eukaryota; Fungi; Ascomycota; Dothideomycetes; Pleosporales; Pleosporaceae. The transcript has a single exon. Bases 1 to 249 code for a protein of 82 amino acids.
AUGCCAGAAGUCCGCAAGAGCCUCUUUAGCGCAAGCUACACUGCAGAUAAGUUAGAGAAGUUCGAGGUCAAUUCAACGAUAGCAGAAGAGGAUAAGACCUACAUGGCUGCCAGAACAGAGAUCAGCGCAUUGGCUACAUUAAGCACGCUUCCCGACUACGUCCUAGUAGAAGCGGAGGAAGGCUAUGUAGUUGAAUGCUACAGUCUCAAAGCUGAACACUGGACGGAUCUAGAGAUUAGUCACAUCUAA